Molecule: messenger RNA, 656 nt
Organism: Effrenium voratum
Lineage: Eukaryota; Dinophyceae; Suessiales; Symbiodiniaceae
Source: the annotation of a GenBank genome assembly
AGCCGGGCGUUCCCUAGCGACUCCGCGAUUCCUUUCGUUUCGAAAUCACCGCCAUGGCCGCGGACCUGACGUUGGCGCCCGCGAAGGUGGUGUUCCUGGCCACCGAGGCCAAGAAUGAGGAGCAGGAGAGACUUGCCUCCAUGUGCACAUCGGAAGAGCUACAGGCUCCUUGCGGCGGAGUCGGGGGACGCGGCCGGGCUGGCGAUGUAUCUGGACUUCGGGCUGAACCCCAACGCGCGGGACGGGUACGGGCGGACGCCUCUACACCUGGCGGCAUGGCUGGGGCAUGCCGCGGUGGUCGAACGGUUGCUGGCCCACCCCAAGUGCAACGUGAACGCCCUGGACGAGAAGCGGCGCACGCCCCUGAGCCUCGCGAUGCUGGAGCAGAGGUACUCCAGCCAGUCGAUUAAGGACGGCAAGGCGGAGGCUGCCGCCUUGCUGCGCAAGAGCGGGGGGCGCCGGGUGGCGCUGUACCAGAAGGAGUACCCGUCGGGGCCAGCGUGAGCGCGGCGCCGGAAAUCCGAGGAAAAAAAACGGGUUCCUGGACUUCUUUGAAGGGUCCCCCAUGUAUGUCUUUUCUUUCUACGGGUGUUCCCGUUCGCUGGGCCUUCGCUGGGCCAAAAGGCCAAAAGGGCCACCAAAGGGCGCCAAUAAGG